AAGUAGGGGGAAGAACUCGCCGUGUUUUGACUACAUCCCUGGUCCGGUCCGGUCCGGAGCGGGGAGUGAAUCCGGUGCCGGGGAGUGCGGGCAGCCGGCGACCACCCCCCACCCCGGGAGCGGGAACUCCAUGGCGGCGACUGCGGCACCAUUGCCAAGAGCAACGACUGAAUGAACAAUUUUGGUACUUAUCACUGUACUUUGUACUUGCAACCAAACAAAAAAAAUCGGCAAGACUAGCACUUCGAAGCGACGUAAAGCAGAACAGCAAAGGUGUUGUACUCUUCCAGAGCAAUUCUAACACAUGUACAGCUGACAGCAAGAACCAUGAAUCGAUUAAUUGGGUUCGCAAAAACCAACGCAGCAAGCGUUUUGGUAACAAGGUCAUUACAGCAGCAGAAUUUCAAAAUGCUGUCUAAAAACUAUGCUUCAAAGACACCAGCGUACAACUAUGUAAUAGUGGGUGCAGGUUCUGCUGGCUGUGUGUUGGCUAGCCGCCUUACUGAAGACUCUGGUGAUUCGGUGCUUCUUCUGGAAGCAGGACCUAAAGACACGUUAUUGAACAGCAAGCGACUCCUGUGGAAAAUCCAUAUGCCAGCGGCCCUGAUAUACAAUCUGCGUGAUGAUAAGUACAACUGGUAUUACCACACCACAGCUCAAAGGCACAUGAACAACCGUGUGAUGUACUGGCCCCGAGGCCGGGUUUGGGGAGGAUCGUCGUCUUUGAACGCGAUGGUGUAUAUCCGUGGACACGCAGAGGAUUACAAUCGCUGGCAGAAACAGGGUGCCACAGGCUGGGAUUACGAUCACUGCCUUCCAUACUUUAGGAAAGCACAGUGCCAUGAACUGGGGGCUGACCGCUACAGGGGAGGGGACGGACCACUGCACGUCUCCCGAACAAAGACCAAGCACCCUCUCCAUCUGGCCUUUCUGGAGGCAGGGCAGCAAGCCGGCUACCCCUUUACUGACGACAUGAAUGGAUUCCAACAGGAGGGAGUUGGCUGGAUGGACAUGACCAUUUACAAAGGCCAGAGAUGGAGUGCAGCCAGUGCCUAUUUACGUCCCAGUAUUUCACGAAGCAACUUAACAACAGAAGUGAAAACGUUUGUAACCAGGAUUCUAUUUGACGGCACCAAGGCCAUUGGUGUUGAAUACGUUCAAGGUGGAUUAACAAAAAAGGUUUAUGCCGUUAAGGAAGUGAUCCUGAGUGGUGGCUCCAUCAACUCUCCCCAGCUGCUUCUGCUGUCUGGAGUGGGCAAUGCCGAUGACCUGAAAGCUCUGGGAAUCCCCGUUGUUUGUCAUCGUCCAGGUGUGGGCCAGAACCUUCAGGAUCACCUGGAACUGUAUGUGCAGCAGCAGUGUAACAAACCCAUCACGCUGUACAAGUCCCAAAAACCCAUCAAGAUGAUCCAGAUUGGCCUGGAAUGGUUGUGGAAAUUCACAGGUGAAGGGGCGACGGCCCACCUAGAGACGGGUGGGUUUAUCCGAAGCGGCCAUGGAGUGCAGCACCCCGACAUUCAGUUCCAUUUCCUGCCCUCACAGGUGAUCGACCAUGGCAGGGUUACGCCCACCGAAGAGGCUUAUCAGGUCCACGUGGGCCCCAUGAGACCCACGAGUGUGGGCUGGCUGAAACUCAGGAGUGCAAAUCCAAAAGAUCACCCCAUUCUGGAGCCCAACUACUUGUCCACAGAAAGUGACAUCAAGGAAAUCCGCCAAUCGGUGAAGUUGAGCAGGGAGCUCUUUGCCCAAAAGGCCUUUGAUAAGUACCGUGGUCCAGAAAUAACGCCCGGCAGCCAUGUGCAGUCGGACAAGGAGAUUGAUGCAUUUGUGAGGGAAAGUGCCGACAGUGCUUACCACCCUUCGUGCACGUGUAGAAUGGGGCAAGCUUCAGACCCCAUGGCAGUGGUCGACCCAGAGACUAGGGUGAUCGGGCUGGAGAACCUGAGAGUCGUUGACUCCUCCAUCAUGCCCAGUGUUGUGAGCGGCAACCUGAAUUCACCCACAAUCAUGUUGGCCGAGAAGGCCGCUGAUAUCAUCAGGGGACGCCCAGCGUUAUAUGACAAGCACGUUCCUGUUUAUAAUCCCAAAUCAUAGGCAUUUAGCUUAAAGUUGAUGUAGUACUCGUUAAAAUUCUAUUAUACUUGAGCAUGUUUCUCCCACUUCAAAAAAGGUAGGUUUUGUAACGAUGUAAAAGAAUGUCUGAAUAUUGAAAAUGAGCUACUUGAUACAAUGGAGAAAACCUUUUUAAUCGAGUUUCGUGUCUUUUGUGCUUUGCUUUUUAUAAAUUUUCUUUCAUUGUUUAAAUCAAGAAUUAAACUUGGAAUAUUAUACUCA
This is a messenger RNA of Leucoraja erinaceus (little skate), 2334 nucleotides long. RefSeq names its product choline dehydrogenase (gene chdh). The record is from RefSeq and is a predicted model, not a curated record. Gene Ontology annotation, cellular component: mitochondrial inner membrane. Lineage: Eukaryota; Metazoa; Chordata; Chondrichthyes; Rajiformes; Rajidae. Bases 328 to 2094 code for a protein of 588 amino acids. The transcript is spliced from 8 exons. Gene Ontology annotation, molecular function: choline dehydrogenase activity; flavin adenine dinucleotide binding.